AUGACAGAAGCUAUCAACAGUCCCGAUAUCGUCGACCUUGCUCGUUCACACCCAAUUUUGAAAAACGGGAGGUAUCGAAACCCUUGGGACGACUGGAAGUCACCGAAUAUAAUAUCAUGUAGGCUAUUAGCAUUUAUUUGCACGAAAAAAAUUCCAAGGAUUCCUCGGCCUUCUUGGUCUGAAAAAUUAUGGGACGCUCUUCCCAUAUACCCGAUGCGUCUAAGGCGUGAACGGGAUCUUUACUUUUACUUUACUUUAACUCCUUUAAAGUUGUCUUAUACACCAUUCAGAUUUGGAAAUAACUUGAGAUGGUAUGUGCCGAUGGGCCUGAAGAGCUUUUUCAAUCUGUUUGGAAUCAUAAAUGUUGUUGAACUAACAUGGUGGCAAGAAUGCACACAUGACGAGGAAACCAAAGUGAAAGUUGUGUGUACGCCAAGCUACCACUGGACCAAGCGCAAAUUAUUUGAUAAUAACAAGGUGCUCUGGUGCAGCUGGUGUGUUGUUGGACCCAAAUGCAACUUUUACUUUGCUGGUGAUACAGGAUCAUUUCCGGCAUUCAAAGAGAUAGGUCAGGAAUAUGGGCCUUUCACACUAGCCACCAUACCUAUAGGGGCAUAUGAGCCAAGGUGGCUGUUAUUCCAUCAGCAUGUUAACCCUGAAGAGGCUGUAGACAUUCACAAGGAUGUCAAAGCCAACAUUUCCGUAGCGAUACACUGGGGAACUUUCCCUCUGGGCUAUGAGUUUUACCUGGAGCCAAGAGAAAAGCUUAAGGAAGCGCUGGAGAUGAAAGGUGUCAGCCCCUCCUCCUUCUUCACCGUUAACCAUGGAGAGAUCAUUAUCGUGAAUCAGCAGUAG
This is a messenger RNA of Candidula unifasciata, 855 nucleotides long. Lineage: Eukaryota; Metazoa; Mollusca; Gastropoda; Stylommatophora; Geomitridae. The record is from the annotation of a GenBank genome assembly.